AUGGGAAUGAAAAAAGAGGUCGCUAAGCUCAACUCAGAUAAAAUGGAUAGGCUGCACAAACCGCACUAUGUCAGGGAACGGGCCGAGUUAGGGUCAGGUCUUGGACCGAAGCUCGAGCUGAAAUGGGUUGAGCAAGCACCUAAGUACGGGUCGAAGACAGAGAUGGGGAGCGAGCCAAGUUUGCAAGGAAAGUGGGCCAAGCUAAGACCUUAA
Messenger RNA from Linum trigynum, 213 nucleotides. The record is from the annotation of a GenBank genome assembly. Lineage: Eukaryota; Viridiplantae; Streptophyta; Magnoliopsida; Malpighiales; Linaceae.